AUGUCGGUCGCCGAGGAAAAAUUGAGAAACGGCGUCGCAGUGAUAACUGGUGCUGGAGCGGGAAUCGGCGCGGGUCUUGCCCGUCGUGCCGGAGAGUUGGGUAUGACAGUCGUCGUGACUGACAUCUCCCUCGAGCGGGCGCAGCAGACAGCCCGAGAAAUCGUUCAGGCCGGAGGAAAGGCAGAAGCAAUAAUGGUCGAUGUUUCCAAGCCCGAGAAUCUAGAUAAGUUGGCGGAGACAGUGUUCGAAACAUACAGCAAUGUCCGUCUCCUCAUCAACAAUGCUGGCAUCGAGACGCUGGGUUUUACUUGGGAGAUCUCCCUUGCGCGUUGGGAAGAUGCACUCAACGUCAAUUUGCACGGAGUAGUCCACAGUGUGCGAGCCUUUCUACCACGAAUGCUUGCUACGGGGGAAACGUGCUGGGUCGCAAAUCUGGCCUCAGUGGGGGCGUUUGGAGUGAUGCCCACGCAAGCGGCUUAUAUAUUGACAAAGCACGCCGUGCAGUCGUUCAGCGAAUGCCUCUACCUGGAGAUGCAGCUCAAGAAAGCCCCGAUUCAUGUAUGCUCCGUCCUCCCGGGCAUGCUGAAGACACAUAUCUUCGAUGAGAAAGGUGGCCAGGGCGAGCCUUCAGGAGCGGCAGGGUAUCGCCGCGCGAUGCGCGAGAUGAUGGAGAGCUACGGAAUGGAUCUGGAGGAUGGGUGUCGGCUUAUCAUGCAGCAAAUUUCCGAAGGCAAGUUCUGGGUGGAAACACAGCCCUCAAUGACAGAGGAAAUUGCGAAUCGGAGAAUUGACUUUAUUCAACGACGGUUGGCUCCAGAGUUGCCAGAUAGCGCACGUGCGUUGCUACAGUAG
This is a messenger RNA of Aspergillus terreus NIH2624, 852 nucleotides long. RefSeq lists its product as uncharacterized. The transcript has a single exon. Gene Ontology annotation, cellular component: membrane. The coding region runs from base 1 to 852 and encodes 283 amino acids. Lineage: Eukaryota; Fungi; Ascomycota; Eurotiomycetes; Eurotiales; Aspergillaceae. The record is from RefSeq and is a predicted model, not a curated record.